ACACAGCGGGCGGACAGCAGAUCGAUACUCUCCAUAAGCAAUGGCACAUGCAGCUACAAGCGAGGCCAGAUCAUGGGAGGCAGCGCCCAAGGUUCACCCCAGCGUGUGGGGGGAUUUCUUUAUCAAUUACAGCCCAGAACCAUUACAGGUUUCAGAUGAAAAGAUGAUCGAGAGAGCCAACAAAUUGAAAGGGGAAGUGUGCGGUCUGUUCGAGGCUUGCAAGAACGCUGUGGAAAAACUGGACCUGGUAGAUGCUCUGCAACGUUUGGGAAUAGAUCACCAUUUUCAAGAACAAAUAGCCACCACCUUAAGCAGCGUCCACAGGGAAGAAUUCAAUAGCUUAAACCUUCAUGAGGUUGCCCUUCGUUUUCGCUUGCUUAGGCAGCACGGGUUCUGGGUUCCUGCAGAUGAAUUUGACGGGCUCAAGCUUGAAGAUGGGAGCUUUAUCGAUAGUGUAGCUAAUGACCCAAAGGGCCUGUUAAGCUUAUACAACGCGGCUAACCUUCUAACUCACAAUGAGGGUGCACUUGAAGAAGCCCUGAUAUUUGCAAGGAGACAUCUAGAAUUGAUACAGAGCAGUCUCGAAUCCCCCUUAGCAGACCAAGUUGCGCGUGCCCUGAAAAUACCACUACCAAGGACCUUAAAGAGGAUAGAAGCAGUAUCAUAUAUGCAAGAGUACAGUGUAGAACAAAGGUACAACCCAGCCAUAUUGGAGCUUGCCAAGCUAGAUUUUAACCUCCUUCAGCGUCUUCACCAGAAGGAACUCAAGACAAUUUCUCAGUGGUGGAAGGAUCUUUCUGAAGACACUGGUCUAGAAUACGUGAGGGAUCGGCUUGUUGAGUGUUACUUUUGGGCUUACAGCAUCUACUAUGAGCAAGAGUAUGCACGUGCACGGAUGAUCCUCGUCAGGUUAUUCGUGCUAACAUCUUUGUUAGAUGACACUUACGAUGAUUAUGCUACUUUGGAAGAGAGCCGGGACCUCACCAAGGCUAUAGAAAGAUGGGAUGAGAAUGAUAUUUCUUUUCUACCUGAGUAUAUGAAGAAAUUCUUUCUCAAGGUGAUAAGAAACUUCGAGGAAUUUGAGGAUGAGUUGGAACCACAUGAGAAGUACCGCGUUGCUUAUGCUAGGAAAGCGUUCCAACUUAUAUCCAAAAGUUAUCUCCAAGAAGCGGAAUGGUCUCAUCACAAGUACAUACCAAGCUUCAAAGAUCAUGUGAAUGUAUCCACCAUAUCGGCGGGUGCUCAAGUUAUGUGUGUUGGGUCGCUUGUGGGCAUGGGUGAUGUUGCAACCAAGGAGGCAUUCGAACGGGCCAUUGGUAACACUGAUGCCAUAAGAGCAAGUGGAGAGGUGUCACGCUUCAUGGAUGACAUGGCAGAUUUUAAGAGAGGAAGUAACAAAACGGAUGUAGCCACAUCUGUGGAGUGCUACAUGAAGGAGCACAAUGUCACUGGCGAGGUUGCCCUGGCCAAGAUCGGUUCCUUUGUUGACGAUGCAUGGAAAACACUAAAUCAGGCACUCUUUGAGAAACGUUCUUCACCACUUCCGGUUCUGCAACGAGCCACAAACUUUGCAAUGAGCAUUAUGAUAAUCUUCCUCGACCAGAGAGAUGGUUAUACAAACAGCAAGGAAAUUAAAGAGACUAUGGAGAGCCAAUUCGUCAAGCAUAUUCCCCUCUAAUACUAGCGCAGCAAUUAUGAACAUUUAAGAUCAGUGAGGCACGCAUCAUCUAUCAUCAGAUAAUCUAUCAGGGCUUCCUGCAUGUAUGCACUAGGUACUGUUCCUUUAAGUGUUGCUUUGCUUGCCGUGUGGGAUAAUUUUAGAUAUUAAGCUUGCAUUGAUACGUAUAAUUAUACCUUAAUCGUGUUUGCGUAUGUGAAUCUGGUUGUAAUUUUCCUCAACAAGUGAAAAUAGAUGGGAUAUCUAUUGUCCAAGCA
Molecule: messenger RNA, 1935 nt
Organism: Panicum hallii
Lineage: Eukaryota; Viridiplantae; Streptophyta; Magnoliopsida; Poales; Poaceae
Product: alpha-humulene synthase-like
Exons: 7
Coding region: 41-1678 (545 amino acids)
Biological process (GO): diterpenoid biosynthetic process
Molecular function (GO): terpene synthase activity; magnesium ion binding
Source: RefSeq, a predicted model, not a curated record